GUCUAAAUGUCGAUGAUAGACGGGUGACAGACAUUUCGUGAAUUAUAUUAAAAGUAAACGGUUUUUCAAAAUUACGAAUAUGUAACUCGUAUUUUGUAAAUAUUUCUGAAAAAAUUCAUGGUGAUUUUGCUUCGUGUCAAGCUAAUUUUUUAAUGGAACCAUGAUGUCAAAUAAAUUUUGUACAGGAAAGGAGAUGAAGCAUGAACAUGAAAUAGAUGAUUUAAUAAUGCUAGAGGAUUCUGCUCGUGGAACUUUGUGUGCUAUCCACAAAACAAUCCACUCCACGGAUAACUUCCCGAGUUCCAGACAUAAAAUGAUGAGACUAUGUCCCGUAUCUCGUAAUCCAUCUAUUCAGAAUCACAACAGAGGACCAGUAAAAGUUAAGAAAAAAGGUCGCCCCGCUAGUCCACCAGAUCGGCAGAAAAUGUGCAGGACCAUCCAGAGAAUUCACUCGCCUUGCGCUAGUAUUGUCUCUCAUAAUAUUCAGAUGACUGGAGAUAAUUCUUGUAACAACUCAGAUAUCAAUAAAAUAAACUGUUUCAAUUUGGAAAAGACCAUCAGUUGUCCGGGAAAAAUGUAUCACAUAUCAACUACAUCAAGGCAAAACUGCAAUCUUAGUUCCACAGGCUCUUUGCAUAUAGUAGAUAAGUUUCCUUGCAAUGUUCCCCAUGCCGAUAGUGUCGUAGACGAAUUAAAAGGAGAACUUGAGAAAGUAAAACAUCAAAUUAGUCGCUUAUCAACUCAGAAGUUUCCAACAAGAUGUAAUACACCAACUACGUCCGAAAGUCGCAAAACCUCUCCUAAAUCACAAGAUCAUGAAGGAGCAGUUAACAAAUUAAAAAAUGAAAAUAAAAAAUUGAAAAGAGAACUGGAAGCCAAGAGAAGACUUUUGGAAAGAUCAAAGUGCGAUGUAGAAAGAGCAAAAGACAUUUUAUCCGAUUACGAAAAAAAAGUCUCCCUGUUACACGCCCAAGCAGUAAAAUCAUCGAAAACUAUGAAAUUGAGCAAAGAAAAAUUUUGUCAGUAUUUAAAAGAUCGCGACGAAAAAAUCAAGUACUUGAAAGAGAGUCAAGAAUUGCUGGCGAAGAACGUCAAGCAGAAAGACUCGAUGUUGAAAGAGAAAGACGAAGAAAUAUCAAAUUUAAAUUAUACCUUAGAAGCCAUGAAAAGGGCGUUUUCCGAAACUUCUGAGAAGUGUACAUGUUUGGCCGAAACUAAUCAAAGUUUAUGCGAGUCGGCAGAAGUGUUAAAAAGUCGUCUGAUGACUACGUCUACUGAAAUUGACAAGCACAAGGAAACUAUCAAAGUUUUGGAACAGAAAUUCUGUGAACUUAAUGAUGCCUGUAAAAAAAUUAAUACCAAAGCACGGAAACAGAAGGAAAACUACGACAAUAAAUUAAAAGAUUUCACCGAAGAGAAAAGCAAAAUGGCAGAAAAAAUGUCGGAGUUAUCUACAAAAGUGGACGAAGUGGAUACCCAGAAAAACAUUAUCAAGGAGCUGGAAUGCGAAUGUAAAAAUCUGAGAGAAAAAAUUAAAUCGCUGGAAAAUAUGUCAGACAGAUGCGAAUCUUUGGAACAAGAAUGUAAGAAGCAUUACGAAUCGCUAUUAGAUUCUCAAGUCAGUUUCCACAAAGAAAGAGACGAAAUGAACAAAUUAAUCGACCAACUUACAACAGUGGUGAAAGAUAAUAAAACGACUCUUCAGCACAUGUCUGAAAUCAAUAAACAACAAGAAGAUUUGAUUAAAUCCCAGAGCAUGGCUCUAUUGACUAAGGAGCAACAACUAAAACUGAUUGAGAAGCAAUCAGAGCAAUUUGAAAUCAAAAACAAGGAAUUGGAAAGAGAAUUGGAAGAUUUGAGAAGGAAUUUCUCAGCACCAUGCAGUAAAGAAGCAUGUAUAUGCAUAUCGAAAGAAUUAGAGAAAGUUAAGAGUGUGUUGAAUGCUGAAAAAGACACGAAACUUCUAAAGGAAAAGAUAAUAAACGACCAAUCGCAGACUAUUAUAAAUUUGCAGAAGCAAGUGAGAGAAAAAAUAACGGAAUUGAACAAGGCUCAUGGUGACAUGAAAUACCUCGAAGAUGAGAUUAACUCUAUCAAUGCGAAAUUAAUUAACAAACAUAAGGAGUUGGAUAUCGAAAUCGAUGAGAAGGAAAGUCUUAUCGAGAAGUUACGAGUAUUAGAAUGUCAAAGAAACCAGUUGCAAGAAGAAAUAAAUGACUUUGAAGACAUGUUAAAGGAAUUUAAAACAACUUAUGGGAAUAAUGAAGACCAAGCAAACAUUCUAAAAAAUUUGGAGCAACAAAUUGAAGAACAGAAACGUCAGUGGGAUGCCCAGAAAGAAGAAAUGGUCAGAGAAAAGCAGAAGGCUGUUUGUGCAGCCAAAUUCGCGACUCAAAAGUUACUAGAUACGGUGGUGGAUUUCCAGCGACAAGUAGACGCUCAAAAAAAGGUUCAGGUAUUGCUUACGAAAAUGUUACACGAAAAAGAUGAACAACUUAAAGCUGUGACUUCAAAAAUAUCGAAUAUAAACGAUAUUACUAAAGAUGUUUCAAAAACAGAAUAUCCUAUGAAGCAAUUAUUUUUUCGCAAGCUGACUAGAGAUGUGCCUUCGAAUUUGAACACCAACGCCUCCGUUUAUUCGUCUUGUUCCAGCUGUUGCAAAAGAUCGGAAAGUUCAUCAAACAAAUACGAAAAGACAAAGUUCGAUAUGGAGGACAAAAUUUGUUUAGAGACCUGCGACGAAAUGAAUCGAAUUUUAAAUGAUUUAAGCAGAAGAGCUCCACAUGAAAUCAAAUAAUCCGUCAGUAAAUAACAGUUUCAAAUUUAUUUGUAGUGUGUCAUUUAACGUUUCCUGAAUUAAAUUGACUAUUAUUAAAAUGCUUAUGAGAGU
Molecule: messenger RNA, 2890 nt
Organism: Sitophilus oryzae (rice weevil)
Lineage: Eukaryota; Metazoa; Arthropoda; Insecta; Coleoptera; Curculionidae
Product: putative leucine-rich repeat-containing protein DDB_G0290503
Exons: 13
Coding region: 161-2797 (878 amino acids)
Source: RefSeq, a predicted model, not a curated record